AUGGUGGAGGGUGCGGUGGUGGCUGAGGCGACGGCGAAGGAGGCGAAGAGGAGGAAGAAGAAGAAUCUGUUUGACGUGGCGCAGUUCCUGCCGGAGUGGGGCAUCGGAUACAAGGUUGCCAAGACCACCUGGCGCGACGUCUCCUAUCAGAUCACCAAGAUCAACCUGUACAAGGACGGUCGGCAUGGAAAGUAG
This is a messenger RNA of Miscanthus lutarioriparius, 195 nucleotides long. Lineage: Eukaryota; Viridiplantae; Streptophyta; Magnoliopsida; Poales; Poaceae. The record is from the annotation of a GenBank genome assembly.